AUGGGGAAGACCACUGGUGGGAGAUCAGCAAAAACCCGUUUUAAAUCACAAAGUCAACAGGGGCCUUCCAGCAAUAAAAAAGGAACAGGUGGAGAAAGAAGAAAACAAGGUCAAAAAAGACAGGAAGUCGCUCAGACAGUCAAAAGGAAAGCUGAGGAACAAAGGGACUAUUCCCCUGGAGGAGAAAAUGGUUCUUCAAAAAGGAUGAAGCUAUCCAGUGCUACAGUAGGAUCUUGGCAGACUCUCUCCGAGAGCAGUAGACAGUUUCUGGAAACUAUAGUGGAUUCAGCAGUACUAUCUGUUUUGUGCCAACAAAGGCAGAGCAAAUAUGAUGUUCAGAAGCACCUCAAUGUACUGAGAAAAGGGAUACUGAAAGUUUUCAAGACUUUGAAGGUGCCUCCAGGGAAGCUGAGCAACCUGAAGAAUAUUCCAGGCCUUCAGAUGUCAGAGAAACAAAUGCUUGAGACAAAUGAGAACUCUCUGGCACAAUUGCAGGAAGAAAUAACUGAAGCUGAGCGUUCAGCAGUUCGCAUUGAGGAAACUCUACAGCAACUGGAGUACAAAAUCCAGGUGCUCAAGAAUGAGUUAGAGAAAGAUGAAAAGGAGGCCGGGAAGGUAUUGCAGGAAAGUGGCAGUGAAGCACUGCACCUUCCAGAACUCCCCAAGCAGAGUUUUCAGGCACCCACUUUGCAGGAAGAAAUUUUGAAGAUAAAGAAUAAAAACAUUCUUGUAAAGGAUAUGAAUGCUAUUCAGCAGUCAGCUGACUUGAAGAAAGUGUUAACCCUCAUUGAAAAGACCUAUGAGAAGGUGGAUUUGCUUUGA
Molecule: messenger RNA, 822 nt
Organism: Acanthisitta chloris (rifleman)
Lineage: Eukaryota; Metazoa; Chordata; Aves; Passeriformes; Acanthisittidae
Gene: CENPQ
Product: centromere protein Q
Exons: 8
Coding region: 1-822 (273 amino acids)
Source: RefSeq, a predicted model, not a curated record